AUGGCAUCCUACUGCUGUUUUAGGAUAUCAAGGACACGUUUGCCAAGCUUUACUGUACCACGAUAUCGGUUGAUAACGCUCCAAGACAUGCUUUGCCUGAUUCUUCGUCCAGAAGGUGAAGUGGUUGCCAUCGAGGGCACUGGCGGCUUGGGAAAGACAUGGGCGGCAAAAGCGGCAUUUGAAACCGCAAGGAACUCUAAUCGCUUUGAUACAUAUAUCUGGGUUUCAUUGUCUACAAGCUGUAGUCUGAGACGGUGCACUGAGAAGAUUGCCACAUGUCUUUCGAUUGACAUUGGUGAAGAACUGUUAUCAUCGAGAAUUAGGGUAAUGAUCAAGGAACGUCUCAUGAGACGGAAGUUCUUGUUGGUUCUCGACAAUGCUUAUUUUGUCGAGGAAAACAUCUUAGGGAAAUUGGGGAUUCCAUGUCCUCGAGAGCAGAGUUUAGGUUCAAAGGUCAUUGUGACCACAAGAACCGGGAGGACAGUGUCAGUCAUGGAUCCAGCUAUACUUAUAUCGCCACAACCUCUCACAGAUCAGGCCUCAUAUGACCUACUGCGCGAGAAGAUCGGCAGAGAUAUUGAUCUGCAGUUAAUUGACAACUGCUUUGGCAUGCCAUUGUCGAUCAUCUUACUGGCUGGGGCACUGUGUGAUAUACCUACACAAGAGUCGAGCAAGUUAAUAAGUGAAGCUUAUGUGGCUCUAAGACCCAAGAUAUCAGUGUUCACCACAAUGAUUCGCCUUGUAAAGUUUUCUUACCAUCGGCUUCCUAGUGAUACUGCCAGGCGCUGCUUCCUGUACUGCCUACUCUUCCCUGACGAUGAAGCAAUCACUGUCAAGGACCUGAUCAUUUUAUGGAAGCUGGAUGGUAUCAUUCAAGAAGCUAGAGAUUCUCAUGAGGCUAACUGUUAUGGGGAGGAAAUUCUCCAUGUGCUUUUAAAGCAUGGUUUGAUUCAUUUUGAGGGUGACCAUCAUAUCCGCAUCCAUGAUGUCAUCAGAGAGACGGUAUCACAAGUUGGACGUGAGAAUGGCUAUGUGGAGCAGCCUGAAAAGUACUUUGACAAUGACAUUCCAUUUGAGUAUCUUCUUGCCAAGUUCGGUGGAAGGAUUUCCUUGAUGAACACAGUGAAGGAAGAACUCCGUGCAAGUCCAAGUCAUGAGUUCUUCUCAACUUCAACCCUGCUUUUAAGAGGGAACCGCCAUAUGAGAACCAUAUCGGAAGAAUUUUUCUGCCGUGUGGGAAUGCUUAGAGUGCUAGAUCUGUCCUUCACUCCAAUCAGAAUCCUUCCCCAGUCCAUUUCUCGUCUGUUUCACCUCCGGUUGCUGCUACUGGCUGGAUGUGGACACCUGGAGAGAAUUCAGCACAUAGGCUCGCUGGAGAUGCUGGAGGCACUUAGUGCAUCAGGUUGUGGCUCCCUAAAAAGGGUAGAAUGCGGAUCAUUUGACCGUAUGGGGUUGCUCAAGAUCCUCGACCUUUCGAGAACUUCUAUCGAAUGCUUGCCAUCCCUGGCUGCGUCUGUGGAGCUUAACCAGCUUCUGCUACAAGAUUGCGCAUUUCUCAAGUCUGAGCGAACUAUGGAAACAGACCACAAGUCCUGUGAUACAGAAUUUAUCAGGUUCCCUUAUGGAGUUUCAAAGAAAGGUGCUGUCAGUAACCUACAGAUAGGGACAAGUAAGGAUCUGGUGAAUUGGAUGGCCAUGCUUUGGUUACCUUGUGGACUGAAUUUUGAAUUUUCUGACAGAUUUGGUAUGAGGGUCUCUCAAGAUGUAAACCAGGACAGAAAAACAUACAUUUAUGCAAGCCAUGCCAAGUUCGUUCAGUCUUUGCAUAAAGACUCUCCACUGUGGUCAAACUGCCUUCGGAAGUUUCACAUAGUUAUCUCCCCUUUAAAGUACGAUCAAACCAUGGACAAUAGCUUUGGAGUAUGGAGAACAAAAUUCUCUGCGCUGGACGUGCAGUCCGGUGAUUUCGAUAGGGUUUUGGAGAUAAACUGUGCCGGAGUUGCUAAUGAUCUUGAAGGGGUUCUUGGAAACGCUGAGCUAAUAUCGUUGAAAAAUAUAACAGCGACAAAUCUGGUAUGGACCCUGAAUACUAGAACACUGACAGCAGCAGCACGAGAACUUUGGGUAGAAGACUGUCACCAACUGGAGAACCUCUUCUCACCGGAAGAAGCGCCUACAGUGGGCAACUUGCAGAAUAUAUGGAUCUCCAACAUGGACAAUCUAGCAUACUUCUGCCGAGUGACGGUGGAAGAUUUGACCAGUUUCAGUUGUCUGAUGCACUUGCUCCUCGAUUGCUGUCCAAAACUGAACUUCCUCUUUCCUUCAUCCCUGCGCCUGCCGAAUCUUCGUAGCCUACAAAUAAGGUUCUGUGACAGCUUGGAGAGAGUGUUCUACGAAUCGGUUGCCGCGGAACAUGCUCUUCCGGGGCUACAGUCACUCCAGCUGUGGGAGCUUCCAGAGCUUAUCUGCAUCUGCGGAGGGGUCCUGCCGUCUCUCAAGGACUUGAAGGUGAAGGGCUGUGGGAAACUUAAGGGAAUCCCUAUCGGUGUCACUGAAAAUAACCCGUUCUUCGCAACAAUAAUAGGAGAAACGCAAUGGUGGAACGAUUUAGUCUGGGGUGAUGAAAGUGUCAAGCGCUGGAUAUUGUUUAGGAACUGGGGCCCCUUGCUACCGCAUUUUGCAACUGAAGGAUGA
Triticum turgidum subsp. durum (durum wheat) is the source of this 2694-nucleotide messenger RNA. The record is from the annotation of a GenBank genome assembly. Lineage: Eukaryota; Viridiplantae; Streptophyta; Magnoliopsida; Poales; Poaceae.